AUGAAUCAAUCAAACGGUUCAUCAGUACAAACUGAAAUCUCCCCACAUGAAAAUAUAAGAUCGUAUACAAAAAGACAUACCGACAUCAUGUUAGGCUGUUUCGUUGUAGGUGAAGAUAAGGCUUUUAUCAUCGAAGCCGAUAGGAUCAAAACCAUUUCACAACUCAGGGAUACCAUCAAAGCCUACAAGGAGAACGUGUUUAAAACUUUUGAUGCAAACCAAAUUACAUUAUGGAAAGUCGAUAUUCCUGGAAAAGAAGACACGAAGACUCGGACUCAGAUGAAGAAAGCGGAACCCGAAAAAAGGAGAAACAAACACGUACCGAAAGCCUUGGCUUCUUUCCUUACUUCACCAACACCACAAUCUCAUGCUACAAAUAUUCAUUACCACAAGUUUUACGAUCGUGAUCAAGCUCAACAUUUGAUGUUAGAAGUUGCUUGUUCUAAUUACGAGGGUCGCGAAAAUUCUGACCACAAAGCUCAUAAAUUUACUCUAAUUCCCGGAGGAAUAGGAAUAGGCAAGACACGAAUGGGCUGGGAAUCAAAUCAUUUGUCCUCUGCUCUAACACUAGGAAGUACCGACACCUAUGACAAUAAAUUUGUGGAAGCUCUGAAAAGUCCCUGUUACAUCUUUGUUGACCUGAAUAAUGGAUGCCAGUAUCUUGAAGGCUUUGAUGACAAGCAAGAUGCAAGUGUGCGAAUAGGGGCGCGUAUUGCAUUGUCAUCAGGUUUUGUACAUCAUAGUCGUCUAUCUGCUCUGAUGAGCGAAGUAACUGAUGACAUUAGGCUUUUCAGCCUUUCUAAUGUGAUUUAUGAGAUCCUUAAAUGUCUCAUUAAAAAAGACCAAAAAGACCAGUGUCCACUUGCCAUCAUUAUCCAUCUCGAUGAGUAUCAAUUAUACAUCGAUGAUAUUGUAAAGUACCAACAACGAUCAUGGAUGAUGGCUCGCGAAUUCUUUAAAUUAAUGUUAAAAGAGAUUGGUAGUGUCAUGCGUGGACAGUAUGAUGAUAAAAUGAAAGAGGAGUAUUAUGGAAAAUAUUUUAUUAUUCCAAUCUGCACAGGAACGUCUGCCAUUGACGUUCAAUUUUUAUCUACGGAGUAUCCUCGAGAAUUGGUGGAGUUCAAGCCGUUGAAUUAUGAAUCAGCAAAAUCAAUGUUUCUUGACAAGUAUGAAUAUUCAAUGCAAACAACCGAUGAAAGAAGAGAUCUAGUGAUACAAGGCCUCAAAUUACAUCACUCUUCUGAUCUUAAUAAUGAAGAUAUCGAAAAGCUUUCAGCUGAUUUUUGUAAAUUUGUCCUGAAUCAACAGCAUUUUCAAAUUGCCAUGUCUGACACCGGCUUCAUUCCAAAACUUAUCGACGAUCUCUUAAGCCCUCCUAUCCUUACGUCAUAUUUUGACUGGGGAAAUCAACUUUUUGCUAAAAUAUUUCAGCGGAAGACUGCUAAAAUUGGAAAUAAUCCAGGUGAUUGGAAGGAUCUUGAUGAUAUACGCACUGUGAUCUCAUUUGGGCUUACCAGACAACUUAUCAAGCGAGAAUUUCGACUAAAGAGUGGCAUAUCCAUUGGUGAACUUGAGCGAUCUGGUUUGAUCUAUCUUUCUAACACUAAUGAUGAAUGGUAUACUAUUGUUAUGCCCUUUAUGCUAUUGAAAGUUCUCAACAACAAGCUCUUGGUAUCUAAUGUAGAACCUGUGUUUCAAGAUAAUCUUCUCUUAAUCCCAACAUAUGAUUCCCCUUGGCAGUGGCAAAAUUUUGAACUUUUAUACGGACAUUUCCAAAAAGCCCUUAUUGAUAGUUUAAUCUACGUUCAAGAGUCAAGGAUCAAUUCUGUUAAUUAUGAAAUUCACAAACUUCGUUUACAGUUGGAAGAACAAAAGGAUUAUGAUGAAAAAAUUAAGAUUUCGCGCAAAAUCGAUUCGCUAAAAGAAGAACUUGACCAUCAAGAAAGGAAUAAUUGGAAACUAUCUGAUAUAUUUCGAGGUGCUUUAGGUGCUGACACACUUCUCCAACGCAAAGUACGGUUGCAUAGUCUCAAAGUCUUUACUGAGAAUGAUAAGUUUCUUGUAGAGACAGACGAUGUUGCAAGUUUUGAUAAUUCAGUAUUAUGUGAUGACAAUGUAACCCGCUCACUUGAGGAAGGCAUUUUUCGCUGUUGCCAAGGGAAUGCUAAUAUUGAUCACCACUGGAUUCUUGAUUCUGCCGAUAAUGAAAAAAAAUUAGCGAUCUUUUCACAAAUAAAGUACUCAGAACGCGGUGUAACAACCAAAAUGUCAACACCAAAUAUUAAAGAUUGGUACGAUAUAACAAUGAAAUCAGUAGAAAAUUAUAAGAACGACUAUGAUGUGAUUCUUGUUUUGUUCACAAACCGGAAAUGUACAGGAAAAAUUAAUAUCGAAACAAUGCCUCAUCUACUUCUCAUUUAUCCGAAAAAUCUUGAGAAGUAUCUUUCUCCAACAUUUGCUCAUCGCGGUUUAGUGGAUAGGCCAAGCGAAAAAUGA
Funneliformis caledonium is the source of this 2496-nucleotide messenger RNA. The record is from the annotation of a GenBank genome assembly. Lineage: Eukaryota; Fungi; Glomeromycota; Glomeromycetes; Glomerales; Glomeraceae.